Molecule: messenger RNA, 639 nt
Organism: Trifolium pratense (red clover)
Lineage: Eukaryota; Viridiplantae; Streptophyta; Magnoliopsida; Fabales; Fabaceae
Product: zinc finger BED domain-containing protein DAYSLEEPER-like
Exons: 3
Coding region: 33-533 (166 amino acids)
Molecular function (GO): protein dimerization activity
Source: RefSeq, a predicted model, not a curated record
UGCUUGAUCUCUUUGAUGCAUAUAAACAAGACAUGGUUCCAGCAAGCUCAUCUUUAGCUAGUUCAUCAAGAAACACUCAUUCUCACUCAAUUGACCAACCAUUGAAGAAUACAUCGUUUAUGAAGGAAUACCGUCAAGAAAAGAUACAACAGAUCUCAAAUGAUGGUAAGUCUGAACUUGAAAUAUACUUGGAUGAAAAGUGUCUUCUGGAUGAUGAUGUGGAUAUUCUUCAAUAUUGGAAGUCAAAUAGUAUUCGAUUUCCUCAACUUGCAAUAAUGGCGUGUGACAUUUUAAGCAUCCCAAUCACAACGGUGGCUUCUGAAUCUUCUUUUAGUAUCGGAGGCCGUAUCUUAAAUAAGUAUAGGAAUUGCUUACUCCCAGAAACUGUGCAAGCUCUCAUUUGUACACGUAAUUGGUUGCAUGAUUUUAAGGAAAUCAGACCUUCUGAUAUACCAGAAGUCGAGGAGAUACCAUUGUAUGAAAAAUCAAGUGUUCAAGAAGAGACUAAGGCCGAGAAGUUAUUUAAUUUAUAAUUUACGUUAUGCAUUUUAAAUUGUUAGGUUAAAAGUUUAGUUUGUGAUGUAAGCUUGAAAUUUAUUAGCUUUGAGGGUGCACUUUGUGAAUUUAUUAUCUUUUGAC